This is a messenger RNA of Paramecium primaurelia, 1164 nucleotides long. Lineage: Eukaryota; Ciliophora; Oligohymenophorea; Peniculida; Parameciidae. The record is from the annotation of a GenBank genome assembly.
AUGGAUAGCACUUAAUAUGCAUCACCACCUUAUCACUAUCGUUGGCUAAAUGGUAUUUUUAUAAUAUAUGUCUUUGUUAGGCAAUGAGUAUGAAGAUUUAUUAAUAAAUGGAAAAGAUCAUACAAUACCUAUGUUUGAUGAACAUCCAGAGGAUAUUUAUUAUGAACCAAAAAGUAAAUUAUAUUUAAAUUCAAUAUUAUAGAUGGUUAUUUAUACUUUUUAAGAAAAGCUUCUUUAAGGAAUUUAGGAUUUCCAAGACUAAAAGACAAUUCAAAAAAAGUGUUCAAAUGGAAAAAAAUGAACUUUUAAACACCACUUCCAAAACAUUGUCCGAAAGUAUCCUACAUAGUUUGUAGUACUACUACAUGCCUUGAUGUUCCUCAUUAUCGCAUGCAUAUUGUUUAACUUUUUAACUAACGUGAUGAAGAAGGUGUUCUCCUUUGCCAUGUAUUACANAAUACUAAUGAUUCUGAUGAUACUAAUGAUUCUGAUGAUACUAAUGAUACUAAUGAUUCUGAUGAUACUAAUGAUACUGAUGAUUCUAGUGAUGAUCAUCCUUAAAUUGUUAUUGAUGAUUAAUAACCAGAUCAUCAUGUUGAUGAGGAACCUCAUUUUGUUAUUUCUCCUCCUCCAAAGGGUCCUCAUGCAACUGGAGAUGUUGUCCCACCUGAAGAUGAAGAAUUUGCAGAUAAUUGGGAAGUAUUAUUAUUAUUUAUUACAUUAGGGAUUCAGAAAAUUAUUAGAUGCUAUUGAAAAUCAUACAAGAAAGUCUUUAGAGACUGGAGCCAAUGAUGAGGUGAGAUCUAAUUUAGGAUUUAUUGAUUUCAAAUUACAUGUUGAAUUAGAAAAUCAAUUCUUUGACAAAACUAUUUAAUAUGAAAAAGAUUAUUUGGUAAUAUAUAAUAAUAUCAUUAGGUUAAAUAAGUAAACUAAUUAACAGGUAGAAGAUAGGCUUCUAUAUUGUGUGGAGCUAGAUUAAAAUAAAUUACAGUAGCUCAUUAAGUUGCUUUGAAAGUAUGAUUCUAUAUUUAUUAAAGGAUAUUGAUGCUGCAAAAUAAUUCUAUGAAGAACAAAGAAAAUUGAAGUAAGAAGAAGUGAAUACAUUUGAUGAUGUCUAUCGCAUCUAUACCACAUAAGUGAAUCAUUGAUAAAUAUAUAUUAUUU